Lingula anatina is the source of this 1302-nucleotide messenger RNA. RefSeq names its product BTB and MATH domain-containing protein 38. NCBI's taxonomy places the organism in Eukaryota, Metazoa, Brachiopoda, Lingulata, Lingulida, Lingulidae. The record is from RefSeq and is a predicted model, not a curated record. Gene Ontology annotation, molecular function: protein binding.
AAUCAAAAAUAAGGCUGACAUAAUCAAUGUAUAUAGCACUAGGUCUGCCUGACUUGUGAUCCAGUGCUGCAUAUGUGUGCUACUCUUCGUACCAGCAGUCAAGGCAGUGGCAGACCUCUUCCUGCAGAAGGCCAUCAGAGCAGGAUUCUGAGUACCAUCUCAGGAGCGUUGACAAAACCUGUCUCUAUUGCAAAACACUGUGCAGCAUCAACAACAUGGAUGAACUAGAAAUGCCAGACUUCACCAAACCCUGGAAGCAUGGCAACAUCAUCUUCAUAGUAGAAGAGAAGAAAAUCUAUGCCAGUAAAGCUAUACUGUCUAUGUGGUCUCCAAUGAUGGAUGCUAUGUUUUCACAUGAUUUUGUGGAGAAGGAAGCAAAAGAGAUCCCCCUACCUGGGAAGAACUAUAAUGAUAUGGCUGAACUGAUGGCUGUCAUCCACCCACCUCUCAAGCCUAUAGAUGAUACCAAUGUUUUUACAGUUCUUCCCCUGCUCCAAGAGUACCAAUUCACAAAAUUUGUUCAUCAAGCAGAAGAGUUUCUUCUAUCCAAGCCCUGCAGCAUAAAAAUCUUGGUGGUAGCCCAGAAAUAUUAUCUACCAAGACUGCUGGAGAAGUGCAUAAAAUAUGCUGACUCAACCUCACUGUCCACACUCAAACAACAACCAGACUUUCGAGAAAUAGGAACUGAUGUUUUGGUCCAGAUUCUUAUGAAUAAAGUAGAAAGCUAUGAAUCACUUGGGAAUGACCUGAAAAGGUUUCUCAAGAGUGUUGUUGUUGUCAAUGAUGUCAAGCAACGGCCAUAUUCCUGUCAACAGGUUGACGGGGAUGAUACUACAUAUCACCGUAUAGGAUCACAUCGCCAAUGUCCCUCAUGUACCAAAUACAUACAUGAUGAAGUGGAAAAGUUCUGUGCCAGACUUUAAAUUUUUAUGACACUUCAAAUGCUACCAGAAUGAAAACUAUUAUUAUAAUGGUUCCAGUUGUAUGAAUAUUUUUUUUUCACUGAGAACAUACACACACACACAGUUGGAAAAGUACUCUGAUAAGUUGUAUUAAAUGUUCAAUUUUGUUCAUUUGACACUGUAUAAAUUGGACAAUUCUAUAGGAGCAUAAAAUAUUUUUCGCUCCUGAACUUUAAUUUUUUCUUUGUAUUACUGGCAAAACUUUAAUUAAAAACUAUAUUUAUUUGGCACUGGUGUCUGUGAUAGUUGUAGCUUUCAAUUCACUUUUUCUGUAAUAAGGUUGCAGAGUUUGUUGGAAUGUAUUUAUUUUGAAUGUAAUAAAAUAUGAUUAAAGCAAUAA